CGAGGGGACUGCCCCCCCCCCCACCUUCCCUGCGUCUCGUCGCGCGGCCGCUCCCGCCCCGCCGCGGGGAUGGGGUGGCGGCUGCGUUUGCCGGGCGCCUUCCUGGGCGGCAGGGGCGAGCGCGCCCACAGUUCCGACGCGGGUCGGGCUGCUUUUGCUUCGUGGUCUCGAAUUUUAGUGCUAAUGACACCGCUUGGCGUUCGCCGUGGCCCCCGCGCGCUUUCUCCCGGAGUCCCCUGGGUCCCCGCCCCUGAUCCGCGGUCGCCCCCGGGGGUGUCGGGGUCCGCGCGCCCGGGCCGAACCCGGCUCCUCCGAAGCCCCCUCCGGGCCGCCCCCUCGGGCCUCCGGCCCCCGCCCCUCCCCUCCCCACACCCAGCCGCCGCUGCUCCGGGCUCCGCGGCUCAGAAACAGCAGCGCCAGCGCCGCCAGCUCCGCGCUCGCCGCUGCCCGGCCGGCGGGGCGGGCGGGCGACACUCAGACCCGCCGCCCUGGGUCCGCGCGGAGCUGCAGGCGGAAAGGCGCGGGCACCGGGAGGCAGCGCGGGGCAGCCCGCCGCACACAGGGCGUCCCGCACCUCGCUGCCCGGGCAGCCUGCGCGCUCACUCCUGCCUCCCGGCCCCAGAACGAAUUGCAAGGAAGCGGAGGCCUGACCCGGCGCCUUUGGAGAACCAGGGUCCUGCGGCUGCAGACUCCGCCGCCUCAGCGGGAACCUGAGCCUGGAAGGAAGGGGUCAGGGCUGUGC
Molecule: messenger RNA, 742 nt
Organism: Myotis myotis
Lineage: Eukaryota; Metazoa; Chordata; Mammalia; Chiroptera; Vespertilionidae
Product: translation initiation factor IF-2-like
Exons: 2
Coding region: 70-714 (214 amino acids)
Source: RefSeq, a predicted model, not a curated record